AUGUCUCCAAGAUUACAGAAAUGGGCUUUGUGUUUAGCCGGUUUUAAUUUUGACAUUAAUUAUAGGAGGGGUAACGAUCAAAUCAUUCCUGAUGGAUUAUCAAGGUUAAUUAAGGAAGAUAUCAUUUGUUUUAAUGUUAAUAAUGAUAUGAAGGAUGUAAGAAUAAUCAACAAUUUAGAAGUGAUUAAAGGAGAAACCAUUUUAGAUUCAAAAUUAAUCCAAGUUAAAAAAAUUGUGUUGGAAAAAGGUGAAAAUGAUAUGCUGAUUAAAGGUUACAAGGCAUUCGGAAAGUUGUUGAAUAUUAAGAAUGAUUGUAUUUUUAAGGGCGAACAAGUUAUUAUUCCUCAAAGGUUAAGAAAAAAGUUUCUUAGUGUGUUACAUGAGGGACAUAUUGGGCUGUAUAGGAUGUUAGAUACUAUGGAAAGUCAAAAAGAAUGUUAUAAUUGUGGAAAAUAUGGGCAUUUAAGUAGAGAAUGUAAUGCCAGAGUAAAUCCAGAAAUAUUACCGAAAAUAUGUAAAAGAUGUGGAAAUAAGGGACAUUACGCGGAAGAAUGUUACGUUCCGGCAUAUAAAUUAGUAAAUGGGAAACAAAAAAAUGUAAUUUCUUGUGAAAAUUGUGGGAAUUUGGGACAUACUAAAGAUAAAUGUUAUAAAAAUGAACAAGGUAUUUCCAAAGCGUUUCCAGCAGUGGAAUACGUAGGAAGUGAACAGAAAAAUACAUUUAAAAGAAAUAAUAGAGAAGAUAUAACUUGUUAUAAAUGUCGUAAUAUUGGGCAUUAUGCAAGGAAUUGUACAGUAGAAUGA
Molecule: messenger RNA, 804 nt
Organism: Gordionus sp. m RMFG-2023
Lineage: Eukaryota; Metazoa; Nematomorpha; Gordioida; Chordodea; Parachordodidae
Exons: 2
Coding region: 1-804 (267 amino acids)
Biological process (GO): positive regulation of cytoplasmic translation
Cellular component (GO): cytoplasm
Molecular function (GO): translation regulator activity; single-stranded RNA binding; zinc ion binding
Source: RefSeq, a predicted model, not a curated record